AUGUCAAUGUGUCAAAGAGGGAAUUGCAAUGAAAGCGGAUAUCCCAACGUUCAAAUUAUAGUGAAAAACAUGACGAACUGUGAGCCAAACACCUUCACAAUGCCAACUUGCAUGUACUGUGAUUGCAACUUAGAUGGCACAGUUAAUGAGAAUAGGUGUACCGAAAUAGAAUGUUCGCGAGUCAACAAUAUACAAGAUAUUGCUGGAAGAGUUCAUUGCAGUCCUGGAGAAGUAGUUCCAGUUUGUGUUGAAUGUUUUUGUCUCAGCAAAGGACUUGCAAAUGUCAAUUACUGUAGUAUAACUUGCACUCCCCAAAGUAAACUACGCAUUCUGGAAUUAAUUAUUAAUAACAGUUCAGUAGAUAUUAUAGAUGAAAACAAAAUGAAAAUAGGUAAAGAUGGUGAAAACUGCAAUUCGAAUACUGUUUAUCUUGUCAAUGGAAAAUACUGCCUUUGUCCUGGAACUGGUGACAAAAUUUUUAAGCUAUGCACAUCUACUUACAAUAUAGUUACACCAAAUCAUACAGAAUCUUUACACGAAAAAGUUGUUGAAGUCAGCACCGACAUAACAUGUGAGUCGGGAACUUUUGUGCACAUACAGUGUAACACGUGCUUCUGUCCCAAAAACGGAAAAAUUGAUAUUAAAUGGUGCACGCAUGAUGAUUGCUCAGUUAAGAAAGAAUCUGAACUCGAACAUAAAACUAUCACACUGGUGAGUUCAACGAAUAAUUCUGACGGCAGUUGUGUUCCUGGAUCUAUGUCGAAAGUAAAAUGUAACUUUUGUAUAUGCCCUGAUUCGGGGAUAUUAUCAGAGCGCGUGUGUACAAAAAACAAUUGUUAUGAGCUGGACACUCAAUAUUUUGAUGCAGUACAAUUUACUUGCGAACCACUAUCUUACUACGAAGUUGAUUGUAAUGUCUGUUUGUGUCCACGCGUUGGAAUCAAAAACAUUGCUAAAUGCACUCAGAAUCAAUGCGAGAGGAAUUUUUUGAGAUCAAGCGAUUGUACUCCAAGCACACUCUUCACCGACGUAUGCAAUGUUUGCGUGUGUCCACCCAAUGGGGAUACAUCAGAUCGAGCGUGUACCAAGCAUCAAUGUAGCGUUGCCCCGUUGAGCAUAUAUGAACCACCGCAAAGCUUAUUACAAAACGAAGCAGAAGACAAGAAGAUAAGGAAUCUGGAUUUAUGUUUUCCAGGAGAGGAGUUCACAGAGGGUUGUAAAAUAUGUGUCUGUCCCGAAUUGGGUCUAAAAAUGUAUGCCAAUUGCGAUGAUACUCAAUGCAAAGAACAGCACAGCAAUAACUCUACAAGUAAUUUCGAAAGUUUGAUGACAGGUGAAACCAUCGUGGAAGAGCACGUACCGCACAAUAGAGUCAGAAGAUACGAGGUAGAUCAUUGUAUGGAGUUUAAGAUUCAGACAACGACAGAACGGAAGCAAUGCACGCCAGGCGCCAUGUACAUCGUGAGGUGUCGUCAAUGUAUCUGCCCCUACAUGGGCAGUAUAAAUGACUUUUGCCGCCCAUUACCUGCGAAAAUGUAUUGUGAACAGGCGUACCCCAAUUAUAACUUCGUACCAAUGGGAAGAAGACUAAUUGCAGGUAAUUCUACAAUUGAUGCAUCAAUUAAAACAACGAACGGUUCGCUUCCUGAAGAAAUAGUUUACGAGGUUCCCCACGAGCACACCAAGUAUAAAUGUGAGAAAGUUGGCAACAUUAUGGACGAGUGCUAUAUUUGUAAAUGUGAAGAAUCUCUUCUUGUCAUUGAAGAACAUUGUUUUAAAAGUAGCGCUACAAAAUGCGUACACGCUAAGCCUCUUUUUCUGUACGAUAAUAAAGUUAUUACGCAAUAA
Molecule: messenger RNA, 1848 nt
Organism: Leptidea sinapis
Lineage: Eukaryota; Metazoa; Arthropoda; Insecta; Lepidoptera; Pieridae
Exons: 4
Coding region: 1-1848 (615 amino acids)
Molecular function (GO): peptidase inhibitor activity
Source: RefSeq, a predicted model, not a curated record